Molecule: messenger RNA, 1080 nt
Organism: Sardina pilchardus (European sardine)
Lineage: Eukaryota; Metazoa; Chordata; Actinopteri; Clupeiformes; Clupeidae
Product: protein Wnt-8a-like
Exons: 6
Coding region: 1-1080 (359 amino acids)
Biological process (GO): canonical Wnt signaling pathway; multicellular organism development; cell fate commitment
Cellular component (GO): extracellular region
Molecular function (GO): frizzled binding; cytokine activity
Source: RefSeq, a predicted model, not a curated record
AUGAGCAUCCACAAGCUACUUGCGUCACUUCUGCUGUCCAUGUGUGUUCACGUGCUGUCUACCAGUGCUUGGUCCGUGAAUAAUUUCCUGAUGACGGGUCCUAAGGCUUACUUGACUUAUGCGAGCAGCGUUCAGGUGGGCGCGCGCAAAGGCAUAGCAGAGUGUAAGCACCAGUUCGCGUGGGACCGGUGGAACUGCCCGGAGAGCGCGCUACAGCUCUCCACACAGAGCGGCGCACGAGGGGGCACGAGAGAGGCUGCGUUCGUGCACGCCAUCAGUGCGGCGGGGGUGAUGCACGCGCUCACCAAGAACUGCAGCAUGGGGGAGCUGAGCCACUGCGGGUGCGAUGACUCCAACAUCGGCAAGAUGGGCGGCCGCGGUUGGAUGUGGGGCGGGUGCAGCGACAACGCGGACUUUGGAGAGAACAUCUCCAAGCAGUUCGUGGACACGCUGGAGAACGGGCAUGACGCGCGCGCUGCACUGAACCUUCACAAUAAUGAAGCCGGUCGACUCGCUGUGCGGGCGACCAUGAAGCGCGCGUGUAAGUGCCACGGCGUGUCGGGAAGCUGCAGCAUGCAAACCUGCUGGAUGCAGCUCGCGGAGUUCCGAGAUGUCGGGAACUACCUGAAGGUGAAGCACGACCAGGCGCAGGUGCUCGAGAUGGACAAGAGGCGCCUGCGAGCUGGAAACAGCGCUGACAACCGUGGCGCGCUAGCGGACGCGUUCAGUAGCAUCGCACGCACGGAACUCAUCUAUCUCGAGGACUCUCCCGACUACUGCGCGCGGAACCUGAGCCUAGGGCUGCAUGGCACCGAGGGGCGCGAGUGCUUGCAGAACAGUGACGUCAGUCUUUCCCAAUGGGAGCGACGCAGCUGCCGACGCCUUUGUCACGAGUGCGGACUGCGCGUGGAGCAGCGACGCGUGGAGACCUCAAGCAGUUGCAACUGCAAGUUCCACUGGUGCUGCACCGUCACGUGCGACACCUGCACUCAGGUGGUCACCAAAUAUUACUGCGCGCGACGCAAAGGCCGGAGGUCAAAGAAUGGCACGAGGCGGAGACAGCGCACGCGCAAAAACUGA